Messenger RNA from Acanthosepion pharaonis, 1380 nucleotides. Lineage: Eukaryota; Metazoa; Mollusca; Cephalopoda; Sepiida; Sepiidae. The record is from the annotation of a GenBank genome assembly.
AUGUUCUUCAGUCGCCAAAUGCCACGUGACCAAGGAGGACAUUCUGAAGAAAAUGACCAAAAAACCCCUGGCGUUGGUGAGAGGAAACGAGGGUCGGGGACAGUCAGCGUCGUCAGAAAACGGUUCAGUUUUCCCUUGGAGGAAGAGAAGCAGAAACGAGAGUGGGGGCAGCGUGGGGGUUGGGGGUCGUGCAAAGCGUGGUUAAUGUUAAGUGUAGUUUUCAAAGGUGGUGGGGAGUACACUGGUGGCGUUGCGAUCGAUGAUGAGAUGAACGUGUUGAAGACAAGCGCCCAUCUUCCUGUGAAUGUGUCAUUACCAAAAACACCGUCUUCCUCCCCAAACUUUGCCAUUGACUUUUGCCCUCUUUUCUGUAUUUUUUCCACGUUAUUUCAAUUUAGACUCCUUCCCUUCUCUUUAAAAUGGUUGUCUUCUUCCUUGCCAUAUUCUUCUUUUCGUCAUUUUUCUCAUCGCUUCUUUCUCUUCUUUUUAUCUUCCUACUUCUACUCCCUCUCUUCGUCAUAUCUGUCUUUCUUCUCUUUUACCUUCUUUUCUUUUUCCGUUUUCAUUAUCGUCUGCUUUUCUCUUCUAUCACCUCUUGUUCUUCUUUGUCUCAUUUACUUCCUCCUUCUUUACUCCAUUUUCUCUCCCAAUUCCUCCCUCCAUCAUUAUAUUCGUUUUAUUUUUCUACGCCUUCUGCUUUUCAUUAACCUCCUCCUCCCUCUUUAUUUCCCUCCUCUUCCUUUAUUCCUUUUCCUUUCCUUGUUUUUUUCCCAUUUCUCUUUUUCCCUCUAUAUUUUCCUCAUUUUUUUGUUCGCCAUUUUUCUCUUCCUUCUCUUCUUGAUUGUCAUUCUCCUUUACCCUCUCUUUAUUUUCCUCUUUCUCCUCCCCCUUUCAAUUUUCUCCUCCCCCUUUCUCUUCAUUUCCCUCCUAUUUCUCCUUCCCCUUUCCAUUUCUCCCUCCAUCUCUAUUUUCCUCUUCUAUCUUUUCGUCGUAUUUUCCUCCUUCCUAUUCAUUUUCCACUUCCUCCUCUUCGUUUUCCUCCUACUUCCCCCUCCCCCUUUUUCAUUUCCUUGUCCCUCUCCAUUUCUUUCUUUUCGUCAUUUUUCUCCUCCUUCCUCCUCUCCUCUUUAUUUUCUCCACCUCCUUCUUUUCCUCUUCCUUCGCCCUCCCCUUUCCCUUCCUCCAUGUCCAUUUUCCUCUUCUUUCUUUUCGUCAUUUUUUUCCUCCUUUCCUCUUCAUUUUUCUGCUUCCCCUUUUUCGUCCUACUCCCCGUUUCAUUUCUCUCCUUCCUGUCAAUUUUUCCCACUUUUUCUUUUUUUCAUUAUUCUCCUCCUCCCUUCUCUCUUUUUUAUCCUCAUUCUUUUUUAUUUUUCCUUCUAA